Messenger RNA from Aspergillus chevalieri, 255 nucleotides. RefSeq lists its product as uncharacterized. NCBI's taxonomy places the organism in Eukaryota, Fungi, Ascomycota, Eurotiomycetes, Eurotiales, Aspergillaceae. The transcript has 2 exons. The record is from RefSeq and is a predicted model, not a curated record. Bases 1 to 255 code for a protein of 84 amino acids.
AUGCCCGCCAAUCCAGAAAACAUCAUCAACCGCCUCCAGAAAUGGGGUGCCUGCGACGUAGCUGAUGGCCUAUCCAAGCUCAAAUAUCCAAAUGGCGGCUUCCUCGAGGGCUUAACAAUGUACUCUCCGGAGUUCCAGUCCGGCGAGACUAAGCUUAUUGGUCAAGCAUACACGGUCAAGUUCGUUCCUAAAACGGACAAAGCAGCACCGAAGGUCCAAGGGAACUAUAUUGAUAAAACCCCUCCGGAGCGGUGA